AAACUAAUUUUCAUGAUUGCCCAUGCCCAUGCCCCCUGCGUGCCAAUCCUCCCCACCAACAAAAGUCGGUGAUAACCUCAACAGCUGAGGAGAGAAAAGCACAGCACGUCAUUCAAAGAGCAUGAGCCCACUUCCUUAUUCAACUUCAAUUGCUGCAUUACCCUCUAUAGUUAUACUAAUCUCCUCCUCAUCAACACAAUCUCAAUCGCCAAGGAUUGACAUUCAUUCUUCUCAUGGCCUCAAUGCGCUUGAUCAUUACCACUUUGGUCCUAUUGUCUGUGUUGGGUGCAAGUAAAGCCCAGAUCAGCAAUAUCUCGGAUAUGGAUAUAGCACUGGCGGAGAUGAAGGCCGAAUCCUACUACGGAUUCGUGAUGCUGCUGCAAAUGCUGGUGGAAUCUGGCAGCCCCAUACCCACAAGUGAUGUGACGUUUCUGAUGCCCAACGACAGCCUCCUCGCCGACCACACCGCUCUCGCCUUCAAGGCCCUCCCUGACUUUCUCCUCAGCCACACCAUCCAGCCAGAACAAAAGUUCAACAAUUUCCUACAUUACCCCAAUGGCACAAGCAUCCCUUCUUCUCUGCACCACUACAUGCUCAUCGUCUCUAAUUAUGGAAGUCGCAACUUCUCCCUCAACAACGCCCGAAUUGUGAUGCCCAAUGUCUGCAGAGCCUCACGUUCCAUUGCAUGCCAUGGAAUUAGCGAUGUUCUCAUUGCCAAUACCACCAUCACCCCUCCUCCUCCUCCCCAUCCUUCUCCAUCUCCAUCUCCAUCUCCAUCUAGUCCAUCUCCAUCUCCAGUGCCCCAAGCGCCCCCUCCUCUUCCUCCAUCUCCAUCUCCAUCUAGUCCAUCUACAUCUCCAGUGCCCCAAGCUCCUGCCCCUGCCCCUGCCCCUGCGCCGCCUUCUAACGAGGCCAUGCCCAGAGCAUACAUUUCAGUGCUUGUGCUCUUCAUUUCCACCAUUGUAGUGGGUCUUGCAAACCCAUGAUCUAUGUCAUCCAUAUUUCAUUUUGUUUUGGGUUUUUCUAAUCGUUGUGUAGCCUGCAGUAUCUUAGCGGAUUAUGUAUUAGUUGUAUGAAGUCUGCAAUGUGUUUCAAGUACAAUCCUAAUUUAGCGGCAUGGUUAAGGUUAGUUAUGUUUUAUGAAAAAUGUCCCAAACUUUCUUUCUUCUGUUCUUAUUCUUCUGUAUUCUCUGCUACUGUUGUCGAUUUUCUAAAAAGCAAAUGAGAAUUUGCUUUUCUUCUGUAAUCUCUGCUACUGUUAUCGAUUUUCUGAAAAAAAUAUAUGAGAAUUAUGUGGGUUGAGAUUUUUCUGUAA
This is a messenger RNA of Cryptomeria japonica (Japanese cedar), 1315 nucleotides long. Its product is annotated as FAS1 domain-containing protein SELMODRAFT_448915. The transcript has a single exon. NCBI's taxonomy places the organism in Eukaryota, Viridiplantae, Streptophyta, Pinopsida, Cupressales, Cupressaceae. The record is from RefSeq and is a predicted model, not a curated record. Bases 234 to 986 code for a protein of 250 amino acids.